AUGGCACACAACGCAGCACAGACAGCCCUCAGCGAAGGAACAGAAAUGGUUGCAGAAUACGCGAAGCCUUUUUUGAAUAGCUCAGCAAGAUUCGCGGCUCAGGCUGCUGGAUGGGCUGCUAACAACCCAGGCCUAGCAGCGACAGGCGCAGUCGUUGCUGUCCCAGCAUUGGUGGUUACCCCAGCUCUCUCGGUCGCGGGAUUCGGUGCUGUAGGCGUCAAGGUUGGCUCCCUCGCAGCUGGUGCACAUAGUGUUAUUGGAAACGUCGCUGCAGGUAGUGUGUUUGCUACUAUGCAGAGUGCUGGGGCUGGCGGCGCAGGGCUUGCUGCUGUAAAUGGGGCUGCGAAGGUCGGGGCUGCUGCAGCUUGGAUGGCGGGGAAUGCUACGGUUGCCUUGGUUAGGUCGCGGUUCUAG
Messenger RNA from Aspergillus puulaauensis, 414 nucleotides. RefSeq lists its product as uncharacterized. The record is from RefSeq and is a predicted model, not a curated record. The transcript has 3 exons. Gene Ontology annotation, cellular component: membrane. The coding region runs from base 1 to 414 and encodes 137 amino acids. NCBI's taxonomy places the organism in Eukaryota, Fungi, Ascomycota, Eurotiomycetes, Eurotiales, Aspergillaceae.